This is a messenger RNA of Kogia breviceps (pygmy sperm whale), 3220 nucleotides long. It is a transcript of the gene RBMS2, whose product is annotated as RNA binding motif single stranded interacting protein 2. Gene Ontology annotation, molecular function: mRNA binding. Gene Ontology annotation, biological process: chloroplast rRNA processing. Lineage: Eukaryota; Metazoa; Chordata; Mammalia; Artiodactyla; Physeteridae. The record is from RefSeq and is a predicted model, not a curated record. Gene Ontology annotation, cellular component: nucleus; chloroplast thylakoid membrane; ribonucleoprotein complex.
UCUCCCUUCUCUUCCUCCCUCCCUCCUUCCCUCCCUCUCCCUCUCUCUCUUUCCUCUCCCUUUCCCUCUCCUUCUUCCCCUCUUCUGUCUCUUAGCUUCCUAACAUUAAAGAGAAAAUGCUGCUAUCAGUGACUUCCAGGCCUGGGAUUUCGACUUUUGGCUAUAACAAGAACAACAAGAAGCCAUAUGUGUCAUUGUCUCAGCCAAUGGCACCACCUAGUCCAAGCAACAGUACCCCUAACAGCAGCAGUGGGAGCACUGUAAAUGACCAGCUGAGUAAAACCAACCUCUACAUCCGGGGAUUGCAGCCAAGCACUACCGACCAGGACCUAGUCAAGUUGUGUCAGUCAUAUGGCAAGAUUGUCUCCACUAAGGCCAUACUGGACAAGACCACAAACAAAUGCAAAGGCUAUGGCUUUGUGGACUUUGACAGUCCUUCAGCAGCACAGAAAGCUGUAACAGCACUGAAAGCCAGUGGUGUGCAAGCACAGAUGGCAAAGCAACAGGAGCAGGACCCCACAAAUUUAUACAUCUCAAACCUCCCGCUGUCAAUGGAUGAGCAAGAACUGGAGGGAAUGCUGAAGCCCUUUGGCCAGGUUAUUUCCACUAGAAUCCUUCGAGACACCAGUGGGACCAGCAGAGGGGUUGGCUUUGCCAGGAUGGAGUCCACAGAGAAGUGUGAAGCCAUCAUCACCCACUUUAAUGGAAAAUAUAUUAAGACACCCCCUGGAGUACCAGCCCCAUCUGAUCCCUUGCUUUGCAAAUUUGCUGAUGGGGGUCCAAAGAAACGACAGAACCAAGGAAAAUUUGUGCAAAAUGGACGGGCCUGGCCAAGGAAUGGAGGAGACAUGGGUGGUAUGGCCUUGACCUAUGACCCCACCACAGCUCUUCAGAAUGGGUUUUACCCAGCUCCUUAUAACAUCACCCCCAACAGGAUGCUUGCUCAGUCUGCACUGUCCCCCUAUCUUCCAUCUCCUGUGUCUUCAUAUCAGAGAGUAACUCAGACAUCUCCUCUACAAGUACCUAACCUGUCUUGGAUGCACCACCAGUCAUACCUCAUGCAGCCUUCAGGUUCAGUUCUGACACCAGGAAUGGAUCAUCCUAUUUCUCUCCAGCCUGCCUCCAUGAUGGGACCUCUUACCCAGCAACUGGGCCACCUCUCGCUCAGCAGCACGGGCACAUAUAUGCCAACAGCUGCAGCUAUGCAAGGAGCAUACAUCUCCCAGUACACCCCUGUGCCUUCUUCCAGUGUUUCAGUUGAGGAGAGCGGCAGCCAGCAAAAUCAAGUGACGGUGGAUGCUCCCUCAGACCAUGGGGUGUAUUCUUUCCAGUUCAACAAGUAACAGUGGAUUUCCCUCCCCAUCUUUGUUGAGUAUAAAUGAAUUCUUGGAGAUGCUGAUGCUCCAGACUCCAGAGGGCUGACCAGGAAUACAGCCCCUCUGUGGGCCCCGCUGGGGACUAACACUUGGUCAUCGGUUUUCACAGGCCUGGGCCUGGAAAAAGAAGUCUGCACUCCCGCCCUUCGCUCUUCCUCCACUCCUGGUGGAGCCUGGAGGGACUGUCACUUUUUGUGUGUGCUACAGUCAAGGAGACCAAAAAGACUUCUUUUAUUUUGUGAAGAAAGUUUUAUGUUUUGUUUUAAACUGCAAUAUAUUCUUUCCCUACCCCAAAGAGACACGGUGCCUGGAGCUUGUUCUCAUCUUUAUGGAAAACAGUUUUUGAUGUGUUGGACUUACUUGGGAAGGCUUUUUAAACGAAUUAUUUCCUUAAAAGAAAAAGGUGUGGUGCUAGAACACUGAUGGAGUCCUACUGUGGGCCCUACUUACUGAGUUGAGUUAUGGACCUUUUGGCAGGGGUGUAAGAAAAUAUGCAGACUUUUAAAGUUUUGUUUAUAAAGCUCUUAGAUCACACAUCCCAUCUCUUCUUCACAUACAUUUUAUGCCUUCUUUCUCUCAUCCAGAGUGUUCUUUUUCUCUUUUCCAUACAGCAGAACCUGCCUACUUGGCCUCUUUAGAGUUUUUAAUUUUGUGAAUUUCUCUUUUGAAUGAAAUUUCAUAUGGAAUUUUGGGGGGCUGGGCAAGGAACAAGGUAGAACACUAAGCAGGCAGUGAAGUGGCUUUUCCUUCCUCUGCCCUGUCACAUCCUAGGAGGAAAGACUAGACUUUGCCCUCCGGAAGCAGAGAUGUGACCUAGGCUCACUAAGGAGACAAUCCCACAGCCUUAGGAAGCCAUCCUUGAUCCAAAUUUGGAUGAAGACUAGGUUUUCCCUGGUGAGUUCCAGAGGAGUGGACCUACUGACUUCUGACUAACUCUUCUCACUGCCGUAGGCCAACACCACACCCUCUGAGAAAAUGUCUUCCCUUGCUACAGCUUUUCAGGAAUACCUGCUUUUCUGCUUCCUGGAGGAUCUUUUCUGCCCUGGGUCUCAGGGCCCCUCUCUUCCCUAUCUCACAUCGUUGCUGUGCUCAGGGCCUUUGCAUUUGUGACCUUGCUGAAUCCAUUUAGGUUCCUUCCCCACCACGGACAAUCAGCUGCUUUACCUCUAGACCAGCGAUUCUCAAAGAGGUGGUUUUGUUGCCUAGAGGCCAUUUGGCAAUUUCUGGAGACAUUUUUGGUUGUCCUGCCUCAGGGUGGGGCUGCGUGCUACUGGCAGCUAGUGGCUGGAGACCAGGGAUUCUGCUAAACACCCUGCAGGGCGCAGCAGAGCCCCAACUCCCCCAGCAGAGAAUUGUCUGGCUGAAAAUGUCAGUAGCACCAAGGUUAGGAGACCUUGAUGUAGACAGUGUCAUCUCUGCCUCCUGUACCAGAGGACUUGGCAAAUUCUCAUCCCCACCCUGGACACACGGUGCCUUUUGACAUUCAGGCAGCUAGCUGAGAGGGAAAGAACUGAGGUUCUUGAAUUUUCCCCAGGCUUUGACCUUUGGCACAUCUGUGUACAGCAAGAGCUGUCCUUGAAAGGCUUGUGCCAUGUGCACACACACAUUCAGAGGGAUAGAGGUGGGGACUGUUCUGUGUGUGUGUGCUGUAAAGGGGUGAGAGAGGACAAAGCUCUUUGUAACUGUCCAGAGCAACCUGCCCUAGUGUGUUUGGGCCCCUUUUCCAGGGAACCAGGACAUCAAAAAUAAUCUUCCUGCUUGUGGAAGGACAGCAGGGAGCUGGGAUAGAAAAGGGCCUUAAACCCCAUCUCACUAUUUACAAGGUCAGGAGUCCUUCAAGAAAA